Messenger RNA from Salvia hispanica, 1853 nucleotides. RefSeq names its product cyclin-D1-1-like. The record is from RefSeq and is a predicted model, not a curated record. Lineage: Eukaryota; Viridiplantae; Streptophyta; Magnoliopsida; Lamiales; Lamiaceae.
AGAGAAUCUCAAGUCUCAACUGACCAAAACCUACAGUCUUUCCAUAUCUCACUCUCUCUUCUUCACUCACUUUCCCUCUUCUCUCUCUCACGUUUUCCGGCGGAUAAACCGGCCAAUCCGGCCACACAAAGCUCAAUUUCUACAAAAUAUGAUUCGAAGAGAAUGACGAGCUCGAUUUCGCCAUGUCACUGUCGUCGUGCUCAGACUGCUUCUCCGACCUCCUCUGCGGCGAGGCCUCCAGUAGUAUUAUCUCCUCUUUCUCGCCGGAAUACUCAUCGAACUUCGAUUCUCAGCCGGCGGAGUCCAUCUCCGGGAUGUUGGAAGACGAGAGAGAUGUAGCCGGAAUCAGUAGCUGCCGCGCCGUCGAUCAGCCGAUCGAUGCGUCGGUUAGAGCUGAAUUUGUUGCAUGGAUUCUCAAGGUGCAACGAUAUUACGGGUUUCAGCCGUUAACGGCGUAUCUCUCCGUCAACUAUUUUGAUCGUUUCGUUUGCUGCCAUCAGCUACCGAAAAUGAGUGGAUGGCCGCUGCAACUACUCUCUGUUGCAUGUUUGUCUUUAGCUGCAAAGAUGGAGGAACGACUUGUUCCUUGUCUAUUGGAUCUUCAGGUUGAAGACCCAAAAUUUAGUUUUGAAGCAAGAACUAUUCAAAGAAUGGAACUUCUAGUUUUAAGUGUGUUGGAUUGGAGACUUCGAUCUAUUUCCCCAUUUUGUUAUCUCCCAUUUUUCGCGCUCAAGAUUGACCCCUCUGGAACUUACACCGACUUCCUCACUACAAGGGCCAAAGAAAUCAUCUUCUCUACAUUUGAAGAGACCAGCUUCCUUGGGUGUAGGCCAUCUUGCAUUGCUGCUGCAGCAAUACUGUGUGCAGCAAAUGAUUUGCCAAAAUUCUCACUCAUCACUGCUCAACAUGCUGAGUCAUGGUGUGAUGGACUCCACAAAGAUGAAAUAACGAGUUGUCAGCAGCUGAUUCGGCAAGACGUUUUCAAAAUAAGGCCAAAGAAGCAGCCAAAGGUAUUCCCAGACCUUCGAGUCACAAACAGAGCAAGUAUAGGCAGCACCAGUUCAUUACUGUCUUCUCCAUCUCCAUCUUAUAAGAGAAAGAGUGAUGGGGUAGAUGAAAAUGAAGAGACUUUGAUUAAGAGGGUUAAAUAUGAAGACUUGCAUAAUUAAAUAGUUUAAUAGAAAUAAUUCGUCUAGAAACCUCAAUGGGGCCGGGUAUUUUUUUCUCAGAAAGUCUGAAGAGUGCAUAGAUUAGCAUUAAUGUGUACAAAGAAAAAGAUGUCUUGUGAGAUUUAAUUCUAACCCCUUCUUGGUCGGGGGGUGGUAAUAGUCAAUCAUUUGUGUUCACAACUACACAAGAAUGAUUAGCGAUGGGAAUUUAAUUAAAAUUAAUUAGCCGCAUAAUAUAUGUGAGUGAGUGAGCAAGAUGAUUGGAAGGUGUUUGAGCUUAUGAAACUGUUUUAGUAGUACUUUGGUGGAGUGGGAGUGAUGGGGUAUGAAUGAAUUGAAUGCAAUUGAAAGAGAGAUUGGUGGGACCAAAAAUGGGUGUGAGGAAUCAAUGGAGAUGCCAGAAAUUUGAAGGAUGCUGCAACUCCUUUAAUUGAAGAAUUUUAUGUACUCUUUUUAUUUUUCCAUAUUUUUGUGAGUGUCCACGUGUGAAUGUUUUGGCGGGAACAAAGUCCUCACGGACUGGCGCGGGGUGUCAUAUUUGGAUUUCUCUUUUUCUAUUUAUUUUUGUUUCAGACGACAGCGACGUGUCAUUGUAUGAAAUGAAUAUGCGUAUAGGUUUUGUUUAUGAAUUUUUAAUAAGAUUGGGAUGAGUCUGUUUGAGACCCCAUAUUCGCGGGACUGCAA